Acipenser ruthenus (sterlet) is the source of this 2367-nucleotide messenger RNA. Its product is annotated as protocadherin gamma-A11-like. NCBI's taxonomy places the organism in Eukaryota, Metazoa, Chordata, Actinopteri, Acipenseriformes, Acipenseridae. Gene Ontology annotation, biological process: homophilic cell-cell adhesion. Gene Ontology annotation, molecular function: calcium ion binding. Gene Ontology annotation, cellular component: plasma membrane. The record is from RefSeq and is a predicted model, not a curated record.
UUACUGUUUUUUUGUAUAUUUGCUACAGAGGUGGUUUAUGGACAAGUUCGAUAUUCUAUUCCAGAGGAAAUGGUAACAGGAUCGUUUGUUGGUAAUAUUGCACAAGAUUUGGGAUUAGAAGUUAAGAGAUUGAAAUCUGGCAGAGCCCGUAUCGUUACUGAAGACAGUCUGCAGUACAUUGAAUUAAACGCAGACAAAGGGACACUGGUCGUUAAUGACAGAAUAGACAGGGAACAGCUAUGUAGACAAAUUUCGCCAUGCAGUUUCAACUUUGAAGUAAUUCUGGAAAAUCCCAUGGAAUUGCAUAGUGUUACUGUUGAUAUUGUAGACGUUAACGAUAAUGCUCCUACGUUUCCUAAAAAUAAAAUUAUCUUAGAAAUUAGUGAAUCAGCUGUGCCAGGAACUCGAUUCUUACUGGAAAGCGCUGUCGACCCUGAUGUUGGCAUUAAUUCUCUUCAAAGUUAUACUCUUAAACCGACAGAACAUUUUAGUCUAAAGCUACACACCCGUCCUGAUGGUAGUAAAUAUGUAGAGAUGAUGCUCCAAACUCCACUAGAUAGAGAAAAGAGAGAUAAGAUGUAUUUAACAUUAACUGCUGUUGAUGGUGGGAAUCCUCAGAGGUCGGGCACAGCGGAAAUAACCAUUGUUGUUCUAGAUGCCAAUGAUAAUGCUCCCGUGUUUAGUCAGACACUUUAUAAAGCUGCUGUGUUUGAAAAUGCAUUAAAAGGUACGUUAGUGACGACAGUAAACGCAACAGAUGCAGAUAUAGAAUUUGAUGGAGCCGUUACCUACUCGUUUACUCACAUUACAGAUAGUGUUAGUGCACUUUUUGAUCUAAACCAAAAUACUGGUGAAAUUAAAGUGGCAGGGCAAAUUGAUUUUGAAAAAGCUCACAAUUAUGAGAUAAACAUCCAAGCAAAUGACAACGGUGGCCUCACUGAUUCUUGCAAAGUAAUCAUUGAAAUCGUCGAUGUAAAUGAUAACAUCCCUGUUAUAAAUGUAAUGUCUUUCUCGAAUUCUAUUCCUGAAGACUCGUUGCCAGGGAUUACCAUAGCUAUUAUAAAUGUCAAAGACCUUGACUCAGGGAAAAACGGACAAGUUAGUUGUACAAUAAACAAAAAGUUUCCGUUUACGAUAAAGUCAUCUUUAAAAAAUUAUUAUACCUUGGUGACUGAGAGUACUUUGGAUAGAGAACAGGUAUCCGAAUAUAAUAUAACAAUUACAGCCACGGACGAAGGUUCGCCACCUCUCUCCAGUAGCACAACAUUAACGUUGAAAAUAUCUGAUGUUAAUGAUAAUGCACCAUUAUUCGAUAGCUACGUAUAUACCACAUAUGUAAUGGAAAAUAUCGCCCCAGGAUUAUCUAUAUUUUCUGUUGAAGCCAAAGACUCGGACUGGCACCAGAAUGCUCGUAUAUUUUACUCAUUGGAAGAAACACAGAUUAAUGGAACACCUGCAUCGUCAUACAUUUCCAUUAACUCAGACAGUGGAAUACUUUACGCAGUGCGCUCCUUUGAUUAUGAACAAAUCAGAGAAUUCGAAAUCUACGUUAAAGCGCAGGAUGGAGGUUCUCCUCCUCUUAGUAGCAACGUGACUGUAAACAUCUUUGUGCAAGACCAGAACGACAAUGCGCCUCAGAUUCUCUAUCCAGUACAAACUGAAGGCUCUCUGGUGGCUGAAAUGGUGCCUCGUUCAGCUGAUGUUGGCUAUCUCGUGACUAAAGUGGUAGCUGUUGAUGCUGACUCUGGACAGAAUGCGUGGCUUUCAUACAAACUGCACAAAGCUACAGACAGGACACUUUUUGAAGUGGGACUGCAAAAUGGGGAGAUAAGGACGUUGCGCCAGGUUGUUGACAAAGAUGCUGUGAAACAAAGACUCGUUGUUUUAGUGGAGGACAAUGGUCAGCCCUCUCGUUCAGCUACAGUGAAUGUGAACGUGGCGGUUGCAGACAGCUUCCCUGAAGUACUUUCAGAAUUUAGCGACGUCAAAGAAGAUAAAAAUUACAAUGACAGUCUGACAUUUUAUUUAGUCGUGUCAUUGGCUACAGUUUCCUUUCUUUUUAUUGUCUCCAUUAUAAUUGUGUUGUUAGUAAAGUUCUGCAAAUGGAGACAAUCCAGACUGUUUUAUAAAUCAAAUGGAAACCUCCCUGCUAUUCCAUAUUACCCACCCCAGUAUGCAGACGUUGAUGACAGGAACACUUCGACAUGUGUACAAUUACGAGGUGUGUUUAACAACUGACUCGGGAAAGAGCGAAUUCAAAUACAUCAGACCUUGUAGCCAAGGUUUUUUAAGUGCUGACCCGAGUGCUGCAGAGACCAUGCUGCACGCGCAUAAGGAGAGGAAUCUAAUUGAUGACACAGACCCUAC